AUGCCCCCGACCCGCCCCCGGCCCCAGGAGGGGCUGCCCCGGCCCCGGCCCCGGCCGUCCCGCCGCGGUCUCGCCUCCGCCCGGCUCUGGCCGUACUGGCGGUGGCGCUGCUGGGCGGGCAUCAGCGCCUGGGGCAGGGGCGGCAUCGCCGCCCUUUGGCUCCGCCUGGCCCGAGCCCCGGCGCCGGCCCCGACGCAGGCGCGGCCCGCCGGCCCCGAGCCUCCCGUCUCCCGUUCGAAAGAGCGAACGUCGGGCGAUGGCCGGCCCGGGGCGGUUGAGGGGCGCUCGGGGGCCGUUGCUGGCCCCGGGCCGAGCGCUGACAGCCGCGUCCCGCCCGCAGGGAAGGCGCAGGAGGCUCUGCUGCAGCGCUACCGGGUGGGUUCGCUGCUGGGGCGCGGCGGCUUCGGCAGCGUCUUCUCGGCGACGCGGCUCUCGGACGGCGCCCCGGUGGCCAUCAAAAGGGUGCCGCGGAACCGCAUCCGGCACUGGGACGAGCUGCCCGACGGCACCAGCGCACCGCUGGAGAUCGUGCUGCUGGCCAAGGUGUCCAGCGGCUUCCCUGGUGUCGUGCAGCUGCUGGAGUGGCUCGAGCUCCCCAACAACAUCGUGAUGGUGCUGGAGCGGCCAGAGCAAUGUCAGGACCUCCUGCGUUUCAUUCGGGCACGGGGGUUCCUGUGUGAGGAGGUGGCGCGGGAGCUGUUCCGCCAGGUGCUGGAGGCCGUGCGGCACUGCACCAGCUGCGGGGUCCUGCACCGUGACAUCAAGCCAGAGAACAUCCUGGUUGACCUGGCCAGCGGGCAGGCCAAAUUGAUCGACUUUGGCUGUGGCACCUACCUGCAAGACACAGCCUACACUUACUUUGCAGGAACACUGUCCUACAGUCCCCCGGAAUGGACCCGCUUGGGCUGGUACCACGGCGAGGCAGCAACGAUCUGGACGCUGGGCAUCCUGCUGCACCAGAUGGUCUGCGGGAAGCACCCUUUCAGGAGGGGCCGGAACAUCAGCCGGGGCCAGCUCUCGCUGCCACCACGGCUCUCUCAAGCGUGCCAAGAUCUGAUCAGGCGGUGUUUAUCCAUGCACUUCUUGGACAGGCCCUCAUUAGAAGACCUGUUCUGUGAUCCUUGGGUGCAGGGUAUUCCUCCGCCGUAGAAGAAGGGAGAGAGCCA
Molecule: messenger RNA, 1166 nt
Organism: Motacilla alba alba
Lineage: Eukaryota; Metazoa; Chordata; Aves; Passeriformes; Motacillidae
Product: serine/threonine-protein kinase pim-1-like
Exons: 6
Coding region: 1-1149 (382 amino acids)
Biological process (GO): protein autophosphorylation
Cellular component (GO): cytoplasm
Molecular function (GO): ATP binding; protein serine/threonine kinase activity
Source: RefSeq, a predicted model, not a curated record